UGGACCCCGCCUCUCGCCCAAUGUUAGCUGGGAUUGGCUCCAGCCCCCCCGUGACCCGUACAUGGAUAAAGCGGUAGACGAUGGAUGGAAGGAGAAAUGUACUAUCAUUUUUACUUUAAUUUGCAAAUGAGUGUAGAAAUCUGGGUUUAAAUGAAGUUGUUGAUAAGUGACGCGGCUGAAUCCUGUUCAUCCCCAGGGAAUGAGAUGAAAAAGACUGAGAUGAAAAAAUGUCUGGGACAGUGAAAAGUUUUGAUAUCAAGAACCAGUGCUCAGCCAAAAUAUGAAAUAUGCAUGCACUGGCAUUUGGACAUAUUUUGACUGUGACAGUUAAGUCUUGGUUUCAUAUUUAAACAAGUAAGACCCAACAUUUCUGCAAAAGCGAAUGCUUACUUCUUUGUAGAGCAGUACGCUUGGAAGUCUUAAUUUUGGGGCGAAUAACUUUCUACGCUGUUUGUACUGCCAUUAUUAUGACUUAUUAAGUCAUAAAAUGGGUUUGUAUACGACACACUAAUCAUUUUUGUUUAUUUAGUGUACAUACAUUCUUGUUGUCAUCAUUAAUCAUCACUAAGGUUUACUGCAUUGUUGACUUCCUUUUAAUGUACUGUCACGAUGCGGGGAACAAGAAAGGAGGAUAAUGACAGCGAGGCCUUGCAGCUGAUGUAACAUAAAUGCACAAGCAUCUUGUGUCAAUGAUGUUCCUGCCUUCCGAAUCUGUACGGAUUUGAACUCCUAUUUGUUUGCUAAGAGCUGAUACCAAUAAAUUAUGGAUGAAGAGAAAUGUCAGAUUCCACAUUAAUGUCUUUUUGUCUACCUCCACACACAUGCAUUCAAUACAAAGUUGUUUUUUUUACAUACUGUAUAUAUAUUUAAUGCCGUUUGAGCCCUCAUAUUGUUGUCAGCAUAUCUGAGCACUUAGCCAGCUCCAUUAGUGAUAUUUUGUGUCCCAUUAGUCCGUAAAUGUGUCACACCUGCAUAGUGGGGAUUAUAAUCCUCGCAGCAGCCUUGUGCUACACCUAUAAAACCCCUCUCCGGCUAAUGCACCACAUGCUAACAAGGCAAAUACAGAGCUCUAAUGGAAGCCAGCAGCAGCAGAGUGAUGGUGCAGGUGUUGUUGUUGGCGUUGGUGGUGCAGGUCACCCUGUCCCAGCACUGGUCUUAUGGAUGGCUACCAGGUGGGAAGAGAAGUGUGGGAGAGCUGGAGGCAACCAUCAGAAUGAUGGGCACAGGAGGAGUGGUGUCUCUUCCUGAAGAGGCGAGUGCCCAAACCCAAGAGAGACACCGACCAUACAAUGUAAUUGACGAUGAUUCCAGACAUUUUGACCGAAAGAAAAGGUUCGCUGAUAAUUGAAGAGCUACACAAAAAAAAGAAAGAAAAAGGAAAGGAAACACAAACUGUAUUUAUAUCAUGAACAGCAGUUAUGGAUUGCUCGAGUGCAGGAUGCAGACUGCAAGUAAAUAAUCACAUUUAUUACAGAGUUAUCAAUUAUAUGUCUGUAACAUUUAAAUCGGUGUUAAAUUGAAAUAAAGUUUUUGAAAUCUGA
This is a messenger RNA of Scophthalmus maximus (turbot), 1541 nucleotides long. It is a transcript of the gene gnrh3, whose product is annotated as gonadotropin-releasing hormone 3. Gene Ontology annotation, biological process: multicellular organism development. NCBI's taxonomy places the organism in Eukaryota, Metazoa, Chordata, Actinopteri, Pleuronectiformes, Scophthalmidae. Gene Ontology annotation, molecular function: hormone activity. Bases 1073 to 1348 code for a protein of 91 amino acids. The transcript is spliced from 4 exons. Gene Ontology annotation, cellular component: extracellular region. The record is from RefSeq and is a predicted model, not a curated record.